This is a messenger RNA of Seminavis robusta, 1531 nucleotides long. The record is from the annotation of a GenBank genome assembly. Lineage: Eukaryota; Bacillariophyta; Bacillariophyceae; Naviculales; Naviculaceae.
AAGAACCUCUCCCAAGAAUACAAAGAAAGACGAUGCAGACGCUCGACGCCAAAACGAAGAAACUGUUGGGGCAAGUCCGCAUCGACAAGGAGGUGCAGCAGCUUGGGUGCCUUUUGAUGGUGACAGGUUUCCCGGAAAUCGUUCAGCCCCUGACUUGGAUCGCUGGUUUGAUCAACGGAGGCAAAGAUGAGUUUGGCGACCCGAUCACCGUCACCACUGGUCUCCCCUUCUCGACUUUGUUCGGGUACCUUUGUUGCGUCUUGAUUGGAGUUCUCGCCCUCUUUGUUGGCUAUGCGGCAGCCUUCCACAAUGCUGGCAACAAGCGCAUUACAUUGGCGGUGUCUAUCUUUGUCCAAACGGCGUACAUUCUCACUGUCAGCACAUGUAUGAAUGUCACCCGAGUUGCCUCAAAGGGAAGCAACUUUGACGUACCCUUGGGGUCCAUCUCGGACCAAGACGAUCUACCAGAACCCAACGCUAAACUACUUGCCUCCAUGGGAGUAAUUGCUAUCAUUGCCUAUUGGUUUGGAAUGUUGGGUUCCAUCUCGCUAUUGUUGGGCUCGUUGCAGAAAUUCCAAGAGGGCAAACCAGAAGAACGCCCUGCAAGCUAUUACAAGGGUCGGCUCUUGUUUUACAGCUUUGUCUUGUUCCUGGGCGGAAUGGCGCAGCUGGUGGUAGGAGCUCAUCUUGAAUGGAUUUACAAGCUUGGAGGCGGUCCGCUGCCCAACGGUGCUUUUGUCAAAGUUGCAAUGCUGCUCAUUCGAUACCCAUCCUUGGCCAUGACAGUGGGAGCGGUCCAAAUCUUCAACGCCAUUUGGGGAAUGCUGAGGUACUUUGGCAUUAUGAAACCAAAGGACGGCGGCGCAUUCGUCUGCUCCGUUUGGUUUGGUUGGUUUGUGCAACUGGUCCUGCAAAUCAUGGUCCAGCCCUCCAUUUUGCCGGGUGCAACUGCUGCGAGAGCUCCUCCAACGCUCACCGCGUUUGCUUUUGGAAUGAAUUUCAUGCCUGCCUUUCUCGACUCCAAGGCCGGUAGUCUUCCAAACGAAACGGAAAUCCGCGACUAUUACGGCUUGGAUCCGACCAAAGGUGACACGGAAAAUGAUACCGGUAGCUUUGUUGACGAAGAGCAGGCAAAUGCUUCGCAGCGCUUUCAAAAUGUACAAGAUUGUUGAAUGCAUGCUGGAAACUGAAUGUUAAUAAUAGAUAUUGUUGAAAACGGGAUCCUAAUCAGACCGUAGACGCGUAGGGCAGACACAAACAUCCAAGGAGGCUCUCCUUUGCUCGCUUGCUUUGCCCUCAGAUAACCAUAGUGACCGUCUCAAUGCAAAAUCAAAAAAGUCUGUGCUGGCUGUGCGAGGUUUCAUGAGUUUUUCAUGCCACAAAACACAAAACGUCAUCGAUGCUUCAUGCGUCAUACGCAGAGGGCAAGCCGCUUAUUAGUCGGCUCAAAAGGUAGACGCGAUUGUCAUGCUGCAUGCAGUCUUGAUGGGGGUUUAGAGUCUUAAUGUUCAAUUUACCCGCAAACGCGUGA